Pedinophyceae sp. YPF-701 is the source of this 15492-nucleotide messenger RNA. NCBI's taxonomy places the organism in Eukaryota, Viridiplantae, Chlorophyta, Pedinophyceae. The record is from the annotation of a GenBank genome assembly.
AUGUUCGCCGCCAGGCCGCGCGGGGCGCAGGAGGAGGCCCGGCGCGAGGCCGAGCUCAACCACACAUCGCAGUAUCACCUCCCGCUGGACCUGGAGGAGCUGCUGCCGGAGUCGGCGCUGCCGUGGUACAGGAAGCUGCGGUGGAUGAUGGAGAACGAGGACGUGACGGAGUUCCUGUACAUGGUGCCCGUGCGGGACUACGAGACGGACGACAACUACAACCCGUUUGAGCUGCGCGUGGUGCCGCACACGCGCGUGAACAAGAAGAACUUCUACACGCUGUCGACCAAGGGCGUGACGCACGUCCUCGAGGGCGAGUGCGACUUCUGGACCCUCCAGGAGUUCGAGAAGGAGUUCUUUCUGUUCCUGACCUUCCGGCAGUAUAAGAUAUUCCGACACUACAAGGCCUGGUGGUGCUUCUCGCGCUGGCGUCUCCUGAUCCGCCGAGAGAAGAUGGAGCGCGCGCGCGACCACCUCCAGCGGCACCUCUUCAUGCUCCAGCCCACGUACCGCCCCGCGCUCCUCGCCGCGCAGAGCGCGUGCGUCGCCCUCGGCACGAUGAGUCUGUCGGUGCUCUCCGACGACGGCGGCCCGCGGUCCGUCGCGCGGUUCCGCUCCCUGCAGCAGCGCCGCAGCGAGGAGGUCAAGCGCGCCAUCUCCGACACCCUCGAAGACCUCGAACGCAUCGUCCUCUGGACCUGCGAGGAGGGCAUGCGGCACUUUGACGACAAGGAGCGCGGCAACGCCCAGGGCGCGCCCGACGCCGCGGACGCGCGGUCCGCGGCGUUCGAGCCCAUGUCUGCGCUGCGCGGCCUGCCGGCGCGGUCGCCGGGCCGCGAGAGCGACGCUAUCGACGACAUCGCGUCGCAAGUGCCGGAGGAGGACGUCCUGGGCGAUCGGGCGUCGAUGGCGUGGGGUUCGAUGCCGCCAUCGCGCGGGACGGUGCGGCCGGGGACGGGCACGACGCUGCGGUCGCGGCCCGGGACGGCGAUGAGCGCUGCGAGCGCUGUCUCGCGCGGAGCGAACGGCAGCGUGGCGGCGGCGGCGUCGGUGCGGGAGGGGGGGUCUCACGUGGAUCUGGCGGAGUUCGCGAGCACGGCGGAGGGGGAGGGCGGCGCGCCGCAGGCGGCUGCGGCGGGCCGCGGGCAGCAGGGCGGCGACGCGUCGCCCGGCGAGGAGAAGGAGCCGGAGGGGCUGCGGAAGCCACAAGGCGGUCCACGGACGUUCGGCGUGGUGUCGAACGCGGGUCUGCGCGUGCUCAAGGGCAAGAUCUUGCUCUCGUCGCUCGUGCAGCUGCAAACCGGCCUGCGCGAGGACGUGCGCUACCAGCUGCGGCCGGAGGAGUGGUAUCACAGGAACAAGCAGCGGGCGUGGGAGCGGCGGCGCAUGCGGCGGUUCGUGCACCUGGUGGACUACCUCGUGCGCACGGCGCUCGAGCAGCUGCUCGGCAGCGGCCUCGACAGCAUGCUGCACAGCAUCACGCCGUACAUGGAGGGGCCGCGCAUCGAAGGGAUGCCUCCGAGUCUCGCUUUGAUGACUAGGAAGGUCGUGGACGACGACUUGAUCUACGACAUCGCGCAGCAGCGCCAGGCGGAGUCGUCGCCGAAGCGGGCGGGCCGCGUGAAGGUCGGGGGGAUGCACCAGCUGCCGGUGCUCGUGCCGCCGCUGCCGGGGAAGGAGAACGCGAACGGGCUGAGCCCGCUGCUGACCAUCACGCUGCGCAUGAUGGACAACUUCUCGGAGCUCCACUACCAGCCCUCGCGGCAGGAGGUCGCCGGCGCGGUCGAGUGGGCAAUCGGCGAGAUGCUGGGCGCUCUCGAGGACCACACGCGGCUGCUGUACCGCGACUCGGUCGUGGAGCUCAUCCAGUCGCGCAAGCCCAAGCCUCCGCGGCCGCCGCCGCAGGGCGUCACGAUCCGCGUCGCGCAGGACGGCGAGGACGUGGACGUGGAGGUCAGUCCGGACGAGGUGCGCGCGAUGCAGGGGGAGCAGGAGCCGAGCGACACGGACAGCGAGGUCGAGGAGCUGCGGCGCACGCGGCCGCUGCUGACGUACUGGCCGGUGCUGGAGCGCGAGCGGGACCUCGACGUGGCGGAGCAGAUCAUGGACGGCGUCGUGCGUUGCAUGCGGCACCUGGAGCCGCUGCGGCAGCGGCUCCAGCACCUGCACAACAUGCUGCGGGAGAACGACGCGGUGCUGGAGGGCGGGGACGAGGCGCUCGAAGCCGGGUACACGGGGGGCAGUCAGGACCUGACGUCAUUCCGACACGACAUCUUUUGGUUCGGCCGGCAGAUCAAGGCGGUGGAGGAGCUGCCGACGUCGUGCGUGGUCGGCGCGAUCAAGGUCUCGCUGAUGGACCUGAAGCAGGACGCGGUGCAGAGCCCGCAGGCGUGCCUCGAGCUGUACGGCGUCGCGCUGCCCGCCAUCGCGUUUUCGCAGUUCCGCGCGCUGAGCUCGGAGAUCAACACCAACGCGCACCGGCUGCGGAACGUGCCGUCGUCCGCGGAGGACUUCGCGGGCUUCCUGUCCUUCCUGCGCGACGUGUCCGACAACCUGGAGGUCCUGGGCGACCGCGUGUCGGAGGUGCACGCGUUCUACCACCUGUUGCGCAACCACGGCAUCCAGGCGCCGAAGAUCGAGCUGGCGCAGUACCAGAUGCUCAACAUCGACUUCUCCGACAUGCGGCUCGCGCUCGACAAGGCCAUGCAGUCCAAGGCGCAGCACAUCGGGCAAUUCGAGGUCUCGCUGAAGAACACCAACCAGGAAAUCGAGACCGACAUGCGCAUCCUGCGCGCCCUCGCCGGCCAGGAGCUCCUGUCCGACGCCGCGCGCGUCGGCAACUCGCGCCUCGAACAGCAGUCCAUCGAGCACGCCGACGACCUCGUGGACCGCCUGCGCACCCUCGUCGGCCGCGUCGACGAGGUGCAGCGCUACCAGCGCCUCUUCGAGCUCGAAAUCACGCAGUUCCCGGACCUCGAGGACCUCGUGGAGGACUGCGAGCUCAAGCACAAGCUGUGGCACUCGAUACAGACGCUGCGCGGGCUCGACCGGGAGUGGCGCGCGGCGAUGCUGUGGGACCUCGACCACCACGCGGUGCACGAGACGGUGACGAAGAUGAGCCAGCUGUGUCUCCGGCUGGACCGCGUCCUGCUGAACAACGCCGUCGUGCCGCACCUGGUCCAGCACGUGCAGUCCUGGAAGCACGCACUCCCGCUCGUCAUGGCGCUGCGGAACACCAACAUGAAGCCGCGGCACUGGAUGCGGCUGGUGCACGCGUACGGCGCGCGGCUCGACCAGGAGCCCGACUUCACCGUCGGGCGGCUGCUGCAGCAGCGCACGCCCGAGGCGCAGGACCAGACGAUCAUGGUCAGCGAGGAGGCGACGCAGGAGGCGGCGCUCGAGGGGCUGCUGCGGCGCGUGCAGGACCGGUGGGUGUCCACGGAGCUCGAGUUCCGCCCGUACAAGGACUACCGCGACACGUACAUCCUCGGGUCGACCGAGAACGUGCUGGCAGCGCUCGAGGACUCGACGAUGAUUAUGUUGUCGGUGACGUCGUCGCGGUACGCCGCGGGGAUCCGCGACGAGGUCGAUCGCAUGGAGAAGCUCCUGGCGCACCUCGGGAGCACGCUCGACCAGUGGCUCGAGUGCCAGCGGCAGUGGAUUUACCUCGAGUCGAUCUUCGUGGCUCAGGACAUCCAGCGGCAGCUCCCGGAGGAGGCGCGGCAGUUCGCGGACGUGGACCGCGUGUACCGCGAGGUCAUGCGCAAGGCGCGCGUGAAGGGCAACGCGCUCAAGGCCGGCACGACCCCUGGCUGGAUGGAGACGUUCGUGCAGUGCAACGAAGUGAUGGACAGCAUCAUGCACGCGCUGGAGCGGUACCUGGAGACGAAGCGGUCGGCGUUCCCGCGGUUCUACUUCUUGUCGAACGACGAGAUGCUCGCGAUGCUGAGUCAGCCCAAGCCCAUCCAGGCCAUCCAGCCCCUCCUGCAGAACUGCUUCGAGGGCAUCAAGUCCCUCACGUACGAGGAGGGCGCGGCGUCGACGGACAUCCUGGCGAUGGUGUCGCCGCAGGGCGAGAAGGUGGCGCUGCCGCGGAACCUCAAGGCGCGCGGGCCGAUCGAGUCGUGGAUGAUGGCCGUCGAGCAGGCGAUGGUGCAGGUCAUCCGCAAGGCGGCGCAGGCGGCGUUCCACACGUACGCGACGACGGAGCGCGGGGAGUGGAUCCUGGACACACUCGCGCAGCUGGUGCUCACGAUCAGCAACGCGUACUGGUGCCUGGACGUCGAGCGCGCGCUGGAGGGCAAGGGCAAGUCUGGCACGACCAAGGGGGUGACUGCCGCGCUGGACGAGCUGCACGGCGUGUGCGUGCAGCAGCUGUCGGUGCUGACAUCGAUGGUGCGCAGCGGCGUCCUCACGCCGCUGCAGCGCCAGUCCGUGGUCGCGCUCAUCACGACGGACGUGCACAACCGCGACGUUGUGGCGCUGCUGCGCAAGGAGGGCUGCGACGGGCCCGAGGGGUUCAAGUGGCAGAUGCAGCUGCGGUACUACUUCGAGAACGACGAGGUCACCGUCCGGCAGGUCACGCUGCGGCAGCCCUACGGCUGCGAGUAUCUCGGGGCGCAGUCGCGCUUGGUCAUCACGCCGAUGACCGACCGGUGCCACCUGACGCUCACCGGCGCGCUGACGAUGUGCCUGGGCGGGUCGGCGAUCGGGCCGGCGGGCACGGGCAAGACGGAGACCACCAAGGACCUCGGGAAGGCCAUGGGGGUGUUUUGCGUGGUGUUCAACUGCAGCGAGACGCUCGACACGUCGCUGUUCAGCCGGCUGCUCUCCGGCCUCGCGCAGUGCGGCGCGUGGGCGUGCUUCGACGAGUUCAACCGCAUCGACAUCGAGGUCCUGUCCGUCGUGGCGCAGCAGGUCCUGUCCAUCCAGAACGCGCUGCGCUCCCGGAGCGACAAGAUGGUCUUCGAGGGCAAGACGGUGCCGUGCCAGGCCUGCACGGGCGUCUUCAUCACCAUGAACCCCGGCUACGCCGGCCGCACCGAGCUCCCGGACAACCUGAAGGCUCUGUUCCGCCCCGUCGCAAUGAUGAUCCCGGACUACGCCCUGGUCGCGGAGGUGCUGCUCUUCUCCGAGGGCUUCGACAACGCGGGCCCGCUGUCGCGGAAGACCGUGCUGCUGUACAAGCUGUGCUCGGAGCAGCUCUCCCGGCAAGACCACUACGACUUUGGGAUGCGCGCACUGAAGGCGGUGCUGUCGAUGGCCGGGGCGCUGAAGCGGACGCACGCGGACUCGCCCGAGGACGAGGUGCUCAUCCGCGCGAUCCGCGAGAGCUCGAUUCCGAAGUUCUUGUCCGAGGACGAGGCUCUGUUCAACGACAUUCUGCGUGACCUGUUUCCGGGCGUGGUGGUGGCGGACGUGGUGUCGGGGGAGCUGCGGAAGACGUGCGAGAAGGCCGCGAAGGCCGCUGGGCUGGUGCCGACGAGCGGGCUGAUGCUCAAAUGCAUGCAGCUGUUCGAGACGGUGCAAGUGCGGCUGGGCGUGAUGCUCGUGGGCCCGACGGGCUGCGGGAAGACCACGGCGGCGCAGGUGCUGGCGCGGGCGAUGACGAUUCUCGACACGCACCACUCGCAGGACCCGCGGUUCCGGACGGUGAUCUCCAAGGUGUUGAACCCGAAAGCGGUGGACGUGGGAGAGCUGUUUGGGGAACACAACACGGUGUCGAACGAGUGGAAGGACGGGCUGGCGUCGGUGAUGGUGCGGUCGUCGAUGGCGGACACGUCCGGGUGCAUGCACUGGACGGUGUUCGACGGCCCCGUGGACGCGCUGUGGAUCGAGAACAUGAACACCGUGCUCGACGACAACCAGAUGCUGUGUUUGCCGAACGGCGAGCGCAUCAAGCUCUCGUUCAACACGAUCCGGAUGAUCUUCGAGGCGCAGGACCUCGUGCACGCGAGCCCGGCGACCGUGUCGCGCUGCGGCAUGGUCUACGUGCCUGCAACGACCCUCGACUGGGGCCCCGUCGUACAUAAGUGGACCUCCGAGAAACUGUCGAAGAUCGUCGACCGGCACGGCAAGCAGCUCCUCGCCAUGUCGCAGGCCAAGGCGAAGCCGUCCGGGACGGCCGAGGGCGCCGAGGGCGCCGCGCAGGAGGAGCCCCAGCCCGCGUCGCAACUCACUAUUGGUGAGUUGGGGGAGUUCGAGGCGAAGAUCGACGCGGAGGACCCCGUGAUCAAGCGGAAGCUCGCGCGGCUGCAGAUGAUGUCGUCGAUGCUGGGCAAGUACAAGAAGGCGGUCAACGCGGGCCGGAAGGCCGAGGCGCGCUGGAUCAAAGGCGUGGGGAAGGCCUUGUUGGGAGAGAAGGCGAAAUUCGGGGACCCCGAGAGCCCCGCAGCCGCGCCGGCGAAGCUCAAGCGCGCGGGCGUGCGGUUCGGCGACGGCGGGGACGCGCCGGCGAAGGAGGAGGCGGCCGACACGGACGACGCGGCGGGCGGCGCCACGAGCGCCACGGAUGCGGCGGACACGCCGCCGAAGGACGCGCCGGGCGGCCAGGCGGCCAAGGGCGACGACGCCGCGGUCGUGGAGGACGAGGACUGGGAGGACCUGCAGAUGUUGAUCAAGAACCUCUUCCAGAAGUGGUUCCCGAAGGCCCUGGAGUUUGUGCGCGCCGAGUGCGCGCAGCGGCUGGCGGUGCCGCCGGUGGCGAUGGCCGAGGCCACGUGCGCGCUUCUCGAGGCGCUGCUGACGCUGCACCACCAUCGGAUCGUGCUCGUCGGCCAGCUGGACGUCGAGGACGAGGACGCCAUCCGCUACAUGUUUGCGUACGCCUUCAUUUGGGGAGUGGGGUCUUCGCUUGACCCGGAAUACCACGAGCGCUGGUCGCGCCACGUCGAGCAGGGCAUCGGCAGCACGCUCGACCUCCCGCAGCGCGGCACGGUGUACGACGCGGUCUUCGAGUUCGACCACCACGGGGCGCGCCUGGUGGCUCUGGACCCCCAAACGGCCACUUACAAGCCGCCGACGGAGAUGCUGUCGUCGCCGAAGCCGAUCGACGCCGUGGUCGUUCCGACGGCGAUGACGCUCUCCAUCCGGGAGCUCGCGGCGCUCUCGAUCGUCGCGAAGCGGCCGCUGAUCGUUGGCGGCGGCGGUGGCGUGGGGAAGACAAUCGCCGUGAAGCAGGCGAUCGAGCGCGAGAGCGUCGCGGGCGCGCCGCUCAACCGCGCGUUCAUCAACCUGUCGUCGCGGACCAGCUCGCCGGCCGUGCAGGGCUUCGUCGAGGCCAACCUGCACCGCAAGAUGGGUGGGCGCCUGGCGCCGCCCGGGGGCGGGCGCGCCGUGCUCUUCGUGGACGACCUGUCCAUGCCGGCCAAGGAGCAGUUCGGCGCGCAGCCGCCGCUCGAGCUCCUUCGCCUCUGGCUCGACCACGGCGGCAUCUACGACCGCGAGCGCCUCACGUGGUCUCGCAUCCAGGACACCGUUCUCAUGGGGACGUGCGUGCCGCCGGGGGGCUCGCAGCCCGGCGUGCCGGUGCGUCUCCUGCGCCACUUCACCGCCGUCGACGCCGCGAGCCCCGAGGGCUCGCUGCUGGAGGCCAUCUUCGGGUCCAUCCUGGGAUCCUUUCUGCAGCACCACUUCGGCCUGCCGACGCGCCAGGCCCUGGCGUCGCCGCUCGUGCGCUCGACCGUCGAGCUGUACACGGACGUGCAGCAGCGGCUCCUGCCCACGCCGUCGAAGUCGCACUACAUCUUCGGUUUGCGCGACGUUGCGCGGUGCUUCCAGGGGAUGAUGCAGAUACGACCGAACUCGAUCCGGCACCGCGACACGUGGACGCUGCUGUGGGUGCACGAGGUCACGCGCGUGCUCGGGGACCGCCUGUGCGACAACACGGACAUCGCGUGGCUCCGCAGUCAGUGCGUGUCGACUGUCCGGCAGCGGUUCCAGUACCAGGGCACCGUCGACGACCUCUUCGGCAACCCCACGCUCUUCGGCGACUUCAUGCGCAUCGGCGCGGAGGCCGACGAGCGCGUCUACCGCGAGACCGACGGCGGCAUCCCGCAGCUGGCCAAGCUCCUGGGGGACUAUUUGGAGGAGUACAACUCCCAGGGGCUCUCCCACCUGCGGCUCGUGUUCUUCCGGGACUCGAUCGAGCACAUCUGCCGCAUCGCGCGGUGCCUGCGGCUCCCGCAGGGGCACAUGCUGCUCAUCGGGAUGGGUGGGACGGGCAAGCAGACGCUCGCGAAGUUCGCGUGCUACGUCGCGGGGUUCAACCUGUUCCGUAUCGACGCGUCGCGCGGGUACGGGCAUGCGGAGCUGCGCGAGGACCUCAAGCGGGCGUUCGUGCGGUCGGGAAGCGCCGGCGAGCGCCUGUGCAUGAUGUUCCCCGAGGGACGCGCGCUGGCGCGCGAGGAGUUUGUCGAGGACGUGCACAACAUCCUCCAGACGGGACAGAUCCUCGGCCUGUUCUCGAACGAGGAGCAGGAGAAGAUCCUGAUCGACGUCCGCAACUGGUCGGUGGCGAACAAGUUCCCCGACACGCGCCGCGGCAUCUGGGACGGCUUCCUGGCGCGCUGCAAGCAGAACCUGCGCCUCGUGCUCACGCGGUCGCCCGUCGGCGCCGCACUGCGCGAGUCCGUGCGCACCUUCCCCUCUCUGGUGUCGUGCUGCACUGUGGACUGGUUCCACCCCUGGCCGCGCCACGCGCUCCAGUCCGUUGCGAAUCGUUACAUGGCCGGCGUCAACCUCGACCACCAGCUCCCGGGCAUCGUUCUGCCCCGGCCCGGGGCGGCGCACGUCGACACCGACGGCAACGCGCGCCAGGAUCCGCAGUCCGCGAUCCAGGUCGCGCUCGAGGCGGCCGAGGACAGGAUCAAUGCAGCGAGGUCGCGGAAGCCCCCGACGCCCCCGGCGGCAAGCGGCCACGGGCCGGAGAGGGGCGGGGGGGGCGACGAGGGCCGCGCAGUGGAGAGCAAGCAGCUGCACGCGGGGAUGGGAGCGUCGCUGGCCGUCGACAUGGACGCGAUUCUCGCGUCGGGCGACGCUCACGGGCUGCCGAAGGGCCUCGCGGAGACGCUGGCGGGCAUUGCGGUCAGCGUGCACGCGUCGGUGGAGGGGGAGUCGGACACCAUGGCGCGCGACCUCGGGCGGCGGGCGUACGUGACGCCGAAGAGCUUCCUCGACCUGCUCACGCUGUUCGUGUCGCUGCUCGCGCGCGAGAAGGCCCGGAUGAUGGCGUCCGUCGGCCGCUUGCAGAACGGCCUGGAGCUGCUGCGGGAGACCGAGGCCAACGUCCACGACAUGAAGAGCGAGCUGCAGAACAUCCAGCCGGAGUUGCAAGCCAAGUUCCAGAUCACGCAGCGCCUCGUCGUCGAGGUCGACGGCGAGAGGCGCGACGCAGAGAUGAUGAAGGAGCAGGUCCUCAGCGAGGAAGAAAGAGUCGCGAAACUAGGUCUCGAGGCGCAGGUGCUGCGCGACGAGGCGCAGAAGGAGCUCGACGAGGCGAUGCCGGCGCUCGAGGCCGCCAACCAGGCCCUGUGGGCACUCAACAAGUCCGACAUCGUGGAGAUCAAGAGUUUCUCGAAUCCGCCGCACCUGGUGCAGCUCACCAUGGAGGCGGUCUGCGUGCUGCUCGGCGAGACGGCCACGUGGGACAACGCCAAGCGCGUCCUCAACGACCAGCAGUUCGUACGCCGCCUGCUGGAGUACGACAAGGACAACAUCCCUGACAAGCUGCUUCGGGCCGUGCGCAAGUACACGUCCAACCCGCAGUUCACCCCGCAGCAGGUGUCGUCGCACUCGCGCGCCGCGAUGUCGAUGUGCCUCUGGGUGCGCGCGAUGGAGACGUACGCGGAGGUGCUGAAGGUCGUGGCGCCGAAACGCGCCAAGCUGCACGAGGCGGACAGGAACCUGCUGGAGAUCGAGGAGUCUUUGCAGAAGCAGCGCGACACCCUCGAGGGCCUCAACGAGCGCGUGGAGGACCUCCAGGCGUCCCUGGAGAGCACGGAGAAGGAAAUGAGGCACCUGCAAGAGCAGGUCGACAUGACGAACGCGCGGCUGCGGCGCGCGGGGGUCCUCACGGCGUCGCUCGGCGUCGAGGCGGAGCGCUGGACGCGCGAGGACCAGGACAUCCGCGACCGCAUGUCGCGUCUGCCCGGCGACAUCUUCCUGUGCGCGGCCUGCAUCAACUACCUCGGGCCGUUCCCCGCGGCGUCGCGGACGCGGCUCCUGGCCGGCUGGCAGCAGCUGCUCGAGGACCGAGCCGUGCCCGUGCCGGAGAACUGGAGCCUGCAGGGCUCGCUGACGUCGCCGAUCCAGCUCCGCACGUGGAACAUCCACCGGCUCCCGAGCGACACCGUCUCCAAGGACAACGGCGUCCUGAUCUGCAACUCGCUGCGCUGGCCACUCAUGAUCGACCCGCAGGGGCAGGGCAACCGCUGGAUCCGCGCCAUGGAGGGCGCGCACUCCCUCCGCGCGCUGCGCAUCACCACGCCGCUGCUCCUCCCCACGCUGCAGCAGGCCGUGUCCGCGGGGUCCCCGGUGCUGCUCGAGGGCGUCGACCGCUCCGAGCUCGCCGCGGACCCCUCGCUCGAGUCCCUCCUCAGCCGCAACGUCUACGUCCAAGCCAGCCGCCUGAUGGUGCGCAUCGGCGACGCUGAGGUCGAGGCGCACCCGAAUUUCCGGCUAUACAUGUCGACAGCGGAAGCGAACCCGCAUUUCCUGCCCGAGGUGUGCAUCCGCGUGUCGCUGGUCAACUUCACGGUGACGCGCGGCGGCCUCGAGGAGCAGCUGCUGGCGGACGUCGUGCGGCGGGAGCGCCCGGACCUGGAGGAGCAGAAGGACCGGCUGGUGGUGUCGAUCAGCACAGACAUGGCGCAGCUCAAGUCGCUGGAGUCGCGCACGCUCGCGCUGCUGCAGGACAGCGCGGGGUCGGUGCUGGACAACGAGGCGCUCAUCGAGACGCUGAACUCCUCGAAGCACAUGAGCGUGGCCGUGACGCGGCGCGUGCGCGAGGCGGAGGAGACGGAGAAGAAGAUCGACGCGUCGCGCGAGGCGUACCGGUCCGUCGCGACGCGCGGGUCGCUGCUCUUCUUCACCCUCUCGGACCUGACAGCGAUGGACCGCAUGUACCAAUACUCCCUCCCCUACUUCGUCAGGCUCUUCAACAACUGCAUCGCGUCGGUGCCGCGGCCCCCGAGCUCGCGCCUCGCCGACACCCCGGGCGGGCCCGACGAGUCUGCGCACGCCGGCGAGGGCCUCGCAGACCUGCUGACCAAGCUCCGGGCCGCGCUUACCAAGUCGAUCUACCACACCGUGUGCCGUGGGCUCUUCGACCGCCACAAGCAGGCCUUCUCGCUGCUCAUCGCGGCCGCGAUCCAGCACGAGGCGGGCGAGGUGAGCACCGCGCAGUGGGGACUCUUCCUGGCGCCGCCGCCGUCGCUCGCCGACGCGCGGGCGGACGCCGCCGCGGCGGGUGCGCGCAGGAACUCCCGGCAGCGCACGACCGAGCCGGCCCCGGCCGCCGCGCUCACGCCGGCGCAGAUCGCCGUGUUCGACGCCGUCGAGGCCGUGACGCCGGCGCUCAGGGGCCUGGGCGCGUCCGCGCGGCAGAACAAGGCGGAGUGGGCGCAAUGGGUCGAGUCCGCGGACCCGUACCAGCACCGCGUCCCGCCGAGCGCUCCCGCAGUCCUCCGCGGUACCGACAGCGGGCCCGGGAAGGCCGAGCCGAUCCUGUCGAAGCAGGCGAGCAUCCGGAACAGCUUCCGCCGCGCCAGCCUCCGCCGCAUGAACUCCCUGCUCGACCCCGCGGCCUCUGGGUCGUCGGGGAACCUGGGUCGUGCGAACUCGCUGCGCCAGGAGCCGUCUCUGCACUCGACGCCCUCGCGGGGGUCCCUGUCGCGGCAGAUGUCUCUGCGGAUGGAGAAGUCCCACGUGCUCCCCGCCGUGGAGGAGAGCGGGCUGGAGGGGGUGUUCGAGGAGGAGGGGGAGGGGAUCGACGGCCCGAACUCCCCCGUGCGCGGCGCGCCGGACGUGGACGUGCACCCGACGUCGAUGGGCGGGCGGCACUUCUUCCGCCUCCUUCUGGUGCGGCUCCUGCGGCCCGACCAGGUCUCUCCGAGCCUGCGUCAGUACGUAGGGGACGUCCUGGGGCCUGAGCUGGCGGUGACUGCGCCGGCGACCCUCGAGGACGUGUACGCGGAGAGCGGCGUCGCAGAGCCCGUGCUGUUCAUCACGGCCGCGGGCGCCGACGCCACGGCGCUCUUCCAGCGCUUCGCCGAGGAGCGCGAGCGCCCCUCGGGCAAGGGCUCUGCGAUCAUCUCUCUCGGGCAGGGGCAGGGCCCGCAGGCGGAGCGCGCGAUUGUCAAGGCGUGCGAGAAGGGCGACUGGGUCUUCCUGGCCAACUGCCACCUCGCGCGCUCCUGGAUGCCGCACCUCGAGAACAUCGUCGAGCAACUUGGCCGCAGCCAUGUCUUCGAUCCUGACGCGCGGACUCGCACCGAGGAGGAGAUGAAGAACAUCAUAGAGGAGCUCGAAGUCGAGGGCCUCGAGGCGGCGCCGACGAUGGCCGGUGUGGACCUCGGCGCCGCGGCCCAGCUGAUCAAACAACAGCCGCAAGACAUUCCGCAAUCGCAGUCUGCCAAGUCCGUGGCGUCGGCGACCCCCAAGCCGCCGGUGGCCAAGGAGGCCUCAACGCACGCGCCGGCCGCGCGCCGGCGCGCCGGAAAGGGCCCGGCCCCGACCGUGAAGCUCCCGGACCGCAUCCACAAGAACUUCCGCCUGUUCCUGUCCUCGAUGCCGUGCGACCACUUCCCGACGGCGGUGCUGCAGUCCAGCCUGAAGAUGACUAUCGAGCCGCCCGAGGGCGUGCGCGCGAAGAUGCUGCAGUCCCUGAACGAGCUCCCCGCGGGGACGCUGGAGCUCUUCGACGUCGUCGAAGCCGACUCGUGGGUGCCGGAGCAGAUCGACGGCCAGCCGACGGGCCACCUGUGGCGCCGGCUGGUGUUCGCGAUGAUGCUCAUGCACUCGGUCGUGCAGGAGCGCCGCCGGUUCGGCCCCCUGGGCUGGAACAUCUCCUACGACUUCGCCAUGGGGGACUUGGACGCGGCCAUCUACUUCGCGCGGUCGUUCCUGCACCGCAACAUCGAGGCGUACCACGCCGCGCGCGUGCUCUUCAUCGAGAAGCACGGGAACAAGAUCGGAAGGAUCACGGGCGCGGAUUCCCUGCGCGCCGAUCCCCGUCCGGGGAGCCGCUCGAUGCCGGAGGAGGUGGUGCGGAAGCUCGCGGAGGACUCGCACGGCAGCAACGAGGCCUCGCGCACGUCCGUCGCGGAGCCGGCGGGCCCGAGCUCCUCAGCGGAGCGCGGCAGCCGGCCUGCGAGCCGCACGGCGAGUCGGCUCGGCACUGUGGCGCGCAAGCCGCUGCCGAGCCGGCAGAACAGCCGCGCGGACGAGCUGCAGAAUCUGGCGCCGGGCCUCGUCAAGGGGCGCAGCAAGGCGGCGCUGCUGGAGCGGAAGACGUCCAAGGCGGCCAACCGCCUGCUGCGCAACAUGUCGCGGCAGGAGAGCAUGAUAGCGCUGGAGGUGGGCGCCCCGCAGAGUGGAGGCGGGGCGUUCGAUGACGCGGCGUCGCAGAAGUCGCUCGGCGCCGCGCUGUCGCAGCGGUCGGUGGGCGCCGGCGUGUCGCAGCGGUCGGUGGGCGGCGGGUUCGGCGCUGCGUUGUCAGUGCGGUCGCUCGGCCGGCAGUCGUCGCGGGCGAUGAGCGCCGGCGGGGGGGAGAGCGACGAGGACGAGCCCGAGCUCGCGGAGGUCCCGUGGGAGAGCAUCACGCACGUGAUCGGCAUGAUCAUCUACGGCGGGCGCGUCACCGACGACAACGACCGCACGCUGCUCCACUGCCUGAUGCGGCGCUUCAUGGGCCCGCGGAUCCUGGACCCGUCGCACACCUUCGCGCCGGGGUCCGAGCUCGAGGACGUGUACGUCGCGCCGGGCGAGGACGCAGUCGAGGCGGCCGAGAUCGCGGAGCAUAUCAAGCAGUUGCCCGUGGCAGACGAUUCGUCGGUGUUUGGCAUGGGCCGCAACGCGGACCUCGUGUUCCAGCGCCGCGAGACGGAGCGUCUCCUCGAGAUGAUCACGACGGCGCGCGGCGCGGGGCCCGGCGCCGGCGCUGGCGGGGGCGUGCAUGCGGCGAGCACGGCGAGCGCCGCGGCCACAGCGCCCGCCGCGGGCGACGCGAAGGCCAACGCCGCGAACUCCUCGCUUUCCAGCAAGCAUCGCGUCGUGUUCGAGAUGGUCCGGUCCCUCGAGGGCCAAGUACCGCCUCUGCUGGACCGCGAUGCAGCUACGGCACUGGCGGCGAAGAAUCUGGUGCGACCGAAGGGCUUCGACGACGCCGAGACGCGCGCGGAGGGCGAGGCCUCGAAGGAGGACAGCGGGAUGGCGGUCGGCGGGAAGCGCAAGACGGCUGGAUUCGGCAAUGCUGAGGUGCCGUCGCAAGGCGGCAGCUCGCACGGGGUGCGGCGCAUCGCGCAGGCGAAGACGGUGGGCCACGGCGAGGCGUCGGAGAGCGGCCAUGGGAGCCCGAUGCGCCAGGCGAAGUCGACGCGGUCCCGCCACGCCUCCCUGCACCCGGAGGUGGUGAAAGACGCUGCGGGGAUCAUUGGCCGGCCGGCGCUGCCGGGGCAGGACGCCGGCAGGAAGUCGGUCCUCGAGGUCGCGAAGCCGGAGGUGCCCCCGCGCAGCUCGUUGUCGAUCUUCUUGGUUCAGGAGACGGACCGCAUGAACGCGCUGCUGCAGGUGCUGGCGAGCUCGCUGCGCCAGCUGAGCCGGGCGCUCCAGGGGCUGGUGCUGAUGACGUCCGAGCUGGAAACGAUGUCGUCGGCGCUGCUCGCGGGGCAGGUGCCGGGGGCGUGGGCGGCGGCGGCGUAUCCGUCCACGAAGGGGCUCGGGCCGUGGUUUGCAGACCUGCAGCGUAGGGUGCAGACGCUGCGGACGUGGGCGGCGGAGGGCCAGCCGCGGUCGCUGUGGCUCCCCGGCGCGUUCUUCCCGCAGGGCAUGGUCACGGCGAUCCUGCAGAACCACGCGCGGCUCACGCAGCGCCCGAUCGACGAACUGGGUCUCCAGUUCCACUUCACCCAAGAGGUCGACCCGGAGAAGGUCGGGCCGCCGCCCGCGCGCGGCGUGUACGUGCACGGCCUGUUCGUCGAGGGCGCGGCCUGGGACACGGAGCGCCGGCAGCUCAGCGACGCCAAGCCCGGGCAGAUGCACUGCAAACUGCCCAUCGUGCACUUCCUGCCCGACGUCGUGCGGCCGCCGCCCAGGACCGUGUACCUCGCGCCGCUGUACCGCACGCCGGCGCGCGCGGGCGUGCUGACGACCACGGGGCAGAGCAGCAACUUCGUGCUGUACCUGCACUUGCCUAUGCCGGGGGGGGCGUCGGCGAGCAAGUGGAUUCUGCAGGGCACUGCGGCGCUGUGUUCGACGUCGGACGCGGACGAGUGA